AUGGCUUGGACGCCAAUGGCAGGGCUGGGAACGCGCGCUGGGCGGACAAACGACACGACAAUACGGACGACCACGCGGCACAAAGUCCAGUACGACGGCCAGCAAGAUCUCUCUCGAGCAAAAGACCGACAGAUUCACAACGACCGACCCCAUACCCGGUUAUUCCCAUCACGCAGCCGAGCCGCUGUGCGCCCGAGUGUGCUGCCCCGCUCCCCCACCGACAGCUGUCCGCCGCACAGCAGCCAAGACCACGAACACCGAGACCGCCUCACCACCCGCGGCCUCCCAGCAGCACAACAGCACACAACCAUGCGGCCCAGGAAGCUGUCCAAGACGAGCUUCUCCUUCUCCCCAGCCGCCUCGAGUACAGCCUCGCCAGUCCCCGACGCCGACAAUAGCAGCAGCCCCAGCAUCAACACGACACCGCCACCGGCCUGGCUGCACGACGGCCUGCCUCUACCCCAACUGAUCGUGCUGGACCUCGACUACACGCUAUGGCCGUUCUACUCUGACAUACACGUGGCGCCGCCGCUUAGCAAGGCAGGCUACAGCACGCUGACGGACCGCAACGGCGAGGCGUUCUCGCUGUUCCCGGACGCGCCGCACAUGCUGCGCCUGCUCACCUCCCUACGCGGCACGCGCCUCGCCGUCGCCAGUAAGUCGCCCGUCGGCGACCUGUGCCGCGACAUGCUGAAGCAGCUGCGCCUGCCCGGCGGCGGGACGCCCGAGCGCUUCCCGUGGUCGCCCGUCCCGGCGGCGGCUGAGGGUGCAGCGGCGCCGGAAAAGGGCCCGCGUGUUAUAGAAGUGUUUGACGCAGGGCUCGAGAUCUACGAGGGGUCCAAGGUCCGGCACUUUGAGGCGCUGUUCCGGCGCACGGGGAUUGCCUUCACGGAGAUGCUGUUCUUCGACGACGAGCGGCCCAACCGCGUCGUCGAGACCCUCGGCGUCACCAUGUGCCUAGUGCCGUCGAGCAGCGGGCUGUCGUGGCACGCGCUCGACCGCGGGAUUCGGCAGUGGCGCGCCAACCGCGGCGUGGAGUGA
Molecule: messenger RNA, 1041 nt
Organism: Lasiosphaeria miniovina
Lineage: Eukaryota; Fungi; Ascomycota; Sordariomycetes; Sordariales; Lasiosphaeriaceae
Product: acid phosphatase-domain-containing protein
Exons: 2
Coding region: 1-1041 (346 amino acids)
Molecular function (GO): acid phosphatase activity
Source: RefSeq, a predicted model, not a curated record